AUGUCUGGUAAAGAGCAUACAGCAAGUGUUGUUAGUUCAUCUAGUCUUUCAAUCAAUCAAAGUUUAGAAGGACAUGCAGGUACUGUUUCAUUUGUGCAGUGGAAUGAACGGUAUGAGAAGCUUACAUCUUGUGAUACUAAUGGCUUUAUUAUGGUAUGGAUGGAGCAUAAAGGUAUAUGGUACGAGGAGAUGGUAAAUAACAGGCAGAAGUCAUUGGUGAAAGGAAUGGCGUGGAACCAUGAUGGUUCGAAGAUAGCCAUCACUUAUGAUGAUGGAGUUAUAAUUGUUGGUUCUGUUGAUGGGAACCGGAUAUGGGGCAAAGAACUGAAAGGAUUGAAUCUAACAUGUGUUGAAUGGUCACCAGAUGGAAGACUCCUGCUGCUUGGUUGUAACACUGGGGAGGUGCAUAUAUAUGAAUUUGGUGGAGCCUUUGUAGGAAAAGUUCCUUUGUCAGUUUUAACCGAUAACAAGAAAAAAGAUGACUUAAUAAUGAUAAGUUGGUUCAAGAAACAAAAAGACUGGGAUAUUCCUUCUCUUGCUAUUGUUUUUGAGAGUGGCUUGAUACAGCUGAUGAAAAAUGAAAAUGAUAAUAGUGCAGUUGUUGUUGACACUGGUCUGGUAAUUACAUCAGUAGAAUGGAAUCCUUUUGGGAGCAUUAUUGCUGUUGCUGGAAAGAAAGAUAAAGCUACACUUUCUGGAGAUGAAAAGUCACAUGAAGUAAAAUUUUUUAACCCCUGUGGAGAGAUACUUCAUGUACUUCGCUUUGGUGGAAGUAUUUGUGGUUUGUCUUGGGAAGGUGAUGGACAGCGGAUUGCACUUGCUGUAGAUUGUUAUAUUUUUUUUGCAACUAUACGCCCAUAUUAUAAAUGGUGUUAUUUUUCUAACACAUUAGCAUAUGCUUUUAACAAAUCACAAGAUCAAAAAGAAAGCACUAUUAUGUUUUGGAAUUCAAAUACAAAAGAGAAACAUAUAAAAUUAGUGAAGAAUCUUUCUGCAGUGACUGCAUGUGGGGAUUUUUGUUGCAUAGCGGCCAAGAAUGAUGAAAUAAUUAAAGAGUAUUCUUUGAUUGUGUGUAAUGGCAUUGGAUCCCCAAUUGAUUCCUGCAAUAUUAACUUGGAGCCUCAUUAUCUUACCAUGAAUCAUUCAGAUAUUUUCGCUGCCUCACGUAGUAGUUUCUGCAAGUUCCAUUUCCAUUCUCCAAAGAGUAAAACUUUGAUGAUGUUAAACGAAAAGCCUGGUUUAUCAGAAGAAAGAUGCACUGUGUAUGAAUAUCCAAAUAUUGGGCAGAACCCCAGUGAUACUCAGAAAAAUUUAAAUAGUAGACCUAUUUGUUGUAUCACAUGCAGUGACACCGUCCUAGUUCUGGGUGACACAUUUGGUCGUUUUUUUCUUCAUGCUUUACCUCAGGUAUAUCUUUAUCAUAUCAUUCAAAAUUCUCAACCUGGGAUUCCAUCAAAGAUAUCAUUGAAUUUGUCAUCUCAUGUAAUGGCAUGCAUUAAUAUUUAUGGAGAACUUACCUUCCAUGGAAUUAUGGAUUAUUGGGCUAAUCAAGAUAAUGCAUAUAAUGACAGUUCUACUACACACAGGAAAUUUUCUGAUUCAUCUUUCCCUUCAUCUCCAAGACUGACUGCAAACAUUUCUCCCCAAAGUCAUGAAGUUGAUAAAUCAAAGCUUGUUACAUCAGAUUUUGAUUUGCAGUUUCCUAAGAUGUCUGAACAUACUGAUAGUUCUAGCAGCAAAGUAGCAGGGAUGAUUGAUACUUUUGAUUCUCCUACUACUCGUACAUUAAAGUUUUCUUCACAGCUGGAUCACAUUUCUUCACAGCUGGAUCACAUUUCUUCAAAAUCGGCUGCAUCUUCACUAUUGCAUAACAUGGAGGCUUUAAAAAUAUCAUCAGAACAAAACAAAUCCUUGGCAGGAAAUACUGGAGAGAGCAGUUCUAUAGUUUCAUACAAUGAACAUAGAGAGGGAAAUGGUAUAAAAGGCACAACUGAUUUAUCAAAAUUAGAACAAAGGAGAGCUUUAGACAAUUCUAAUAACAGAGCCAAUUUAAAUGUUCAUAAGGCUGCAACUUUACCACCUGUUAUCUCUAAACCAUUGGCAUUUGAUAGGAAAUAUGCAUGGGACAUUGAAUGGGCUGCGGAUGAUGGGGAGAUGUGUGCAAUUAUGGAUAAAAUGCGCAUGUAUAUUUAUCGGGGCACAGAACCAGAGGAGCCAAUGACUUGUAUGGGAUACAUGUGCGAGUUUAAAGAUUUGGAAGUGACAGCAGUUCUUCUGUCUGAUUUAAUGCUAAAUCCAGAUGAUCCUGAUGAAAACUAUUUCUUCAGAAAUGAUGUUAAAUCUUUGAGAGAUACAAGAAAUUUAAUUGUCAAUGUUGGUCUUAAAGAUGCUGCUCAGUUCAUUGAAGAAAAUCCUCAUAAACGUUUAUGGCGAUUGCUUGCUGAAGCUGCAUUGUUGAAAAUGGAUUUUGCAACUGCUGAGUCCGCAUUUGUGAGAUGCAAAGAUUACCAAGGGAUUCAGUUUGUGAAAAGUAUUUUGGACAUCAAUAAUGAUACCAUAAGAAGAGCUGAAAUAGAAGCUUAUUUCAAAAAUUAUAAAGAAGUGGAUCAAAUAUACUUGGAAACAGAUAGAACAGCAUUAGCUAUUGAACUUCAUCGUUUAUUGGGGGAUUGGUUUCGAGUGUUUGAACUACUAAAAGGAAAUGUGUUACAAGUGAAAGAAAUGGAAGAAGCUUGGAAUGGUGUUGCUGAUUACUACUUUGAUAGACAGCAAUGGUCUGAAGCUGUCAAGUAUUAUCAAAAGGCACAUAAUGAUGAACGUGCUGCAGAAUGUUAUUAUAUUCUUGAAGAUUAUGCAGGAUUAGAAAACCUACUUAAUGUUUUGCCAGAGAAUCACAAGUUAUUAAAGGACCUUGGAGCUAUGUUUGCCUCUGUUGGAAUGUGUGAGCAAGCUGUUGGAGCUUAUGUAAAGUGUAACAAACUGAAUGCUGCUAUUGAAUGCUGCACAAAACUGAAUCAGUGGAGAAUGGCAAUUGGUUUGGCUCAAAAAUAUGAUAUCAAAGAUGUUGAUUCACUUCUUUCACAAUAUGCUGUCUACUUGAAGCAAGAGAAAUCCAUAUUUACCGUUGUUGAACUCUACAAGAAAGCUUGCAAAUUUUUGCAUGCUGCCCUUGUAUUAUAUAAGUUUGUGAAGGAAAUACCCGAAAAACUUACUGACCCCUUGCUUUUAAGGAAAAUUUAUGUUUUGAUUGCAAUUCUCGUGGAAGAGUACAAAGCUAAUCGGAAAGUUACAACUUUUGAUAGGAAUGAUAUAAAUGAUUUAGGCAAAAUUAUGGAAGAAGAAGUAUCUCUCCAAACUAUUGCUCCUUAUUUAAUUGAUGAUCCCUGGAGAGGUGCUAAGGCUUAUCAUUUCUUCAUGCUUGCUCAGAAGCAUCUAUAUCAAGGCUAUAUGGAUGCAGCUAUGAAAACAGCUUUGCAUCUCAGGGAAUAUGAAGAUAUUUUGAAUCCUGAAGAUAUUUACUCCCUUUUAGCAUUAGCAAGUUGUGCAAAUAGAGCUUUUGCUACUUGUUCGGCAGCUUUUAUGCGACUGGAAUCAUUAGAAAAUAUAUCACAUGAAAAAAAGGCUAAAUAUGCAUCUUUAGCUGCAGAAAUUUUUAUCAAGCAUCCACCGAAAGAUAGUCGAAGUAAUUCUAUUCAUUGCCGGGGAUGUGCAGAAAAUAUUCCUGAUUGGUAUUCAUGCUGUCCUAGUUGUGGCAUUAGUUUUCCCGUAUGUGUUGCAUCUGGAAGGCCCAUCAUGAAUCCCAGUUUACAAUGGACUUGUUUACAAUGCCACCAUUCUGCAUUUAAACAGGAAAUGCUUACUCGAUCUUGCUGUGCCUUAUGCCAUUGCGUGUUAUCAAUACCAGUUUAAUAUCAUAAACUAUGUUGUAGUUCAUUAGUUUGAUAUCUUAUGAACUACAUCACUAGUGUAACUACCAUAUUGAGCUUUAUUUUGUAUAAAUUCUGAAUGAAUUUUAAAGUACAUUUUUACUGUUUAUAAAUGCAGGAAAAAUAUGGGAUGCACUCAAAAGUUUUCAGAUACUUAAUGCAUGAAAACAGGUAAAAAUGAAAUAAUUACUGCUUCUUUUCAAAACCUACACUAAAACUGUUAAGUUAUGUAAUCAUGUACUGAAACCAUUUUCAAGACAACCGAAACUUUAAUCUUAUCUGGUGUGUAUUCGAAUUGUUCAUAGCUGCUGCAGCUUCAUCAGGUGGUAGAAACUCAUCGAAGGGCUGGGAGACAAACUAAAUCUUCUGAAUCCAAAUUAAAUGAAUACAGUAGAUAUCAUAUAAUAACUUAUUUUUUUGGUUGCAGAAAUUCCGCAGUUCUUGCAACUGUAUGUAAAGGCACAUUGGUGUGUUUAUCACAAGCCAUAUUCUGGUCUCAGUUUGGGCCAUUUUUCAAGAAUAUGAAUAUGUAAACUCUUACAUACUAUUAUGAUUUCGAUGUAACUUGUGAAUUCAACAUCACCAUUAAAAGCUGGCUUCAUUUAGGAUCAAAAGACAUUUCAUACAUAUAUUUUCCUAUUUCAUGUCCUUCAGCAAUUUCCAGACAUUUCAAUUUUUGUGUUGUUUAAUAUUUUUUUAAUGUUAAUUUGCACCAUUUCACCAUUUGGAAAUUAAGAUGCUCUUGAAGAAUAGGGUAGACUCUUCCCAAUUUAAUCUUUAAGGUAUCCAUCAUAUGGAUAUAGAAGAUAUGACAUCCUUGAUUCAUUAGAUUUUCUACAGCAACAGCAUUCUUUGCUAUGGCUAAAGUGGAUAGAUGGUCUUCUGUAGAGUUAUUCACAAGUUUAACUCUUUCAUAACAAAGUCACUUGAAAUGCCUGAACUUUCAGAUAUCAGCAGGUUACCUGAACAUCUGCGUCUGUUUUCUACCUGGUUCUUUCUGCCAUCAGGUAAGUACGUGGCUCAUUAGUUUCGGCAGUUGUUAAAUGACAUCCCAAUCAUUCUUCUGAAGUGACUAAAAGUAGCUCUGUUACUUGAAUACACUUUCCCUCUCCUUUGUUUAGCUAUUGAUGCCCAUAGUUGCAAUCCUGUCCCUAAGGGAAACUGUAAAAUAAAACUAUCUCCAAAAUAAAUCUAAUUUAAAUUAAAUUAGUUUUAUUUUGGAGAUCUUUAGAUGUCCAAAAUAAAACUAAUUGCUUCACAUAAGUAGGUUACUGUUGAUGCUGUAGCAUUCUACGUGGCAUGGGGAAAGGAAAUCCAUUCCAACAAAAAUUGAUAUAUACAGGCAUUUCAGAUAUUUGAGAGAAACAGAUUUUAGCCUCUAUCUAUGCGAAAGAGUUAAAAUAAGUGCACUAUCUAAAUACUGCGACACUAAGAUAAGAAUCUUUAUCUUUCAGACAUGAUGGUAAUCUUCUAUAAUAUUCUUCUGAUGUAACUUUUUGAAGCCUUGUAAACAUAAAGCUAAAAAAUCUUUUAAUUAUCAGUGCUGUUUUAAGAUUCUGAGUGUCUUAGGCAUCCCUUGUGGCCAUCUAGUUAAAAAGCAGUUUUGAACCAGGAAGUUGUGGCAUAAUACUGUAACAUGCUGAAAGUAUGAACUAAAAAUGUAUGGUGAUAUUUCGUUUAUGCACGCCUAAAUUAUUAACAUACGGUGAUAUGAUUAUUGAUAAAUUUUGAAUAUCUUGGAACCUUUUGAGUGCUUUGUCUAGCAUAUUGAUGUUCAUUUCUGCAUUUCGUGACCCAUUGAACAUAAAUCUUCAUCUUUCACUCUUCUUUUUGGGGGGUGGAGAUAUUAAAUUCAUGCAUAUUGCCAAGGCCAUCCCCAAAUUCUGGAAAAAAAGUGCAUCUUUUCUGCUAAAUUUGAGAAAUACAAUGAUGUGAUUUAGAGAGAAAGGAGAGAUACUCUUGUUUAUCACUAUAUGUUCAUCCAUUUGGAAAAUUAAGUUUAGCUUAAUGGUAUGAAAUACAACUUAUUGCCCAUUUGCACAGUAUGGAUUAUUUUUACGAGCAAAGGAAACUGGAAUAUUUUCUAGUAUGUAAAUGUUCCUAAAAUAUCUAACAUUCCACUCUGCUUUUCAUAAUUCUUCAUGAUGUAAAAUGGCAGAUAAAAUAAUUUAUAUUGUAGCUAUACAAAUUUAUAAUGAUUAUCAUUGUAAUAUAUUUACAUGAUUUUUAUAAUAUAACUUUAAAAGCAAAGGACUCACAGUAUGAUAGACUGGAUUUGCAAUAGUAUUUUUAUCUGAAGCUUUUUCAUUUUGGAUUUUGGAAUUAAGUAGUUUUAAAAUGUUUUUUUUAUUUGAUGAUGGACUAGCUUGUAUUUCUGGUCUUGGAUUUUAGACCUAGUAUGAUUUCAAAUAAAAAAUGACAGGUAUGUAUUGUUUUUGUUUUCUGUUUAUCAUAACUGCAUAUCUUGUUAUGUUUGUCUUAUAUUUGCAUAUUUUUAUGUGGUAAUUGUGUAAAUGUGAUAGUCAUAAAUGUUGUAUAUAUUGAUUUUGUUUUAAAAGAAAUAUGUAUUUUAUUUUGCUGUUUAUUAAUUUUAACAUUUCAUUAAAAUUUUUAUUAAUAAAAUUUUUAAAGUUAAAAUGCCA
Stegodyphus dumicola is the source of this 6568-nucleotide messenger RNA. It is a transcript of the gene Oseg4, whose product is annotated as intraflagellar transport protein Oseg4. Gene Ontology annotation, biological process: non-motile cilium assembly; protein localization to cilium; intraciliary retrograde transport. Gene Ontology annotation, molecular function: protein binding. NCBI's taxonomy places the organism in Eukaryota, Metazoa, Arthropoda, Arachnida, Araneae, Eresidae. Gene Ontology annotation, cellular component: non-motile cilium; intraciliary transport particle A. The record is from RefSeq and is a predicted model, not a curated record.